Messenger RNA from Parnassius mnemosyne (clouded apollo), 1848 nucleotides. The record is from the annotation of a GenBank genome assembly. NCBI's taxonomy places the organism in Eukaryota, Metazoa, Arthropoda, Insecta, Lepidoptera, Papilionidae.
AUGGAUGGAAUAUCCAGCUAUAAUGCAUUUAUAGCACUUCAUAAACCCCAACUAGUUUUAUCGGGUGUCCCAGAACAUUUUUGGCAGAUUCUAAGCAAGAAAUUACGGGAUCAAAUUUUUGACUCCGGUCUGGCUUUUCAGUUGGUACAAAUUGAUUAUGAAGAUGAAAAUAAAAUGCCCUAUGAUCCUAUUUGGAGUGUAAUGGCUAUCCGCGAUAUAGACAAAUCGGAUUCAGAUCACAUUUAUCUCAUAGAUCACGCGUGGACUUUUAAAGCAAAUAGCGUAAAAAGUAAUCUCAGAAAUGUACCAGGUCUUUUAGAAAGAAUGUGUAAACUUAUGCAAAUAGCUGGUGAAAGUACGGAGGAAAAAAUAGACAAAGUUUCUAAAAGUAUAUGGCUAUAUGCCCACACCUAUGCUGUUGCUGGUAGUGAAUUUUCUGUAGAAGACAGGGUGCCUGUGUGGUAUGUUUUAGAUGAGUUAGGUUCUGGUAUAAUACACUCUGAUAAUCCAAACUUUCGUGCAGUUCCAUUCAUUCAUGUGCCUGAUCAGCUAACUUAUACUUUACUUUUUCCAAUUAAAAAUGUGGAAGAAGGUGACACAAUUACCAGGAAUUUUGUAGAGGGACACUAUCCUGAUCCGCUUCAGAGAGAAGCUAUGCUGAUACCUUGGAAACAUUAUGAUCACUUUAAUGAAGAUCUUAGCCAAGAGGAACCAGAUAAGAAUUAUUUCUUGGAAGGCCAUAUUGUAGAAACGCUUCCUAAUUUAGAUAUGUUACAAUUAAGGCAAAUUUCAUCUGGUAAAUUGAAAGUGUUCUCAGAAUACAUUCUAAUUAAUGAGUUUUUAACUGCACCUGAAUUUGAAAUAGUUGAAAAUGAAAAUGAAGCAGAUAUUUUGUGGUUUAUAAACCAUUUUAAAAAUUUUGAGGAAUUAAGUAUAAAUUCUCCAUCUAAAUUUGUAAAUCAAUUUCCUUUUGAAUAUGUCAUUACUGUUAAAGAUCUUUUAGCUAUUGUAUCAAGAAGGUGUAGCAAUCUAAAUGGAAACAUUUCUAGAGACACAUUUGAAACAACACCUGCCUGGUUACCUACAACCUUUAAUAUGAAAACAGAGCUACCCAAACUUGUAGCCUGUUAUAUGCAGCGGAAGCAAAAGGGGUUUGAUAACCAUUGGAUCUGUAAGCCAUACAACUUAGCCAGAGGAUUGGAUACUUAUAUUACUGACAAUCUUAAUUUUUUGUGUAGAUUACCCCUAACAGGACCAAAAAUUGCCCAGAAAUAUGUACAUAAUCCUGUUUUAUUUGAAAGACCUGAUGUGGGUUUGGUAAAAUUUGACAUUCGGUAUGUUAUUCUAUUAAAAUCAGUUAAUCCCACAGAAAUCUACGUUUACAACAAUUUCUUUCUUAGAUUUUCUAAUAAAGCAUUUGCACUUAACAACUUUGAAGAUUAUGAACAACAUUUUACAGUUAUGAAUUAUACAGAUGAUGCCCCACUGUUCAGGAUGCUGUGUGCAGAAUUUAAACAGGCUUGGGAACAACAGUAUCCUGAUUAUAUUUGGGAUCAAGUUGAGAAGUCAAUAUUUAAGGUGUUUGCUGAAUUGUUUACAGCAGCAACCUCUAAGGAAGCACCAUGUGGUAUUGCUAAAAGUCCACAAUCCAGAGCAUUAUAUGCGGCUGAUUUAAUGAUUAGCUGGGAUACUAUUAACAACUCUACAAUAAUGCAGCCCAAGCUUUUAGAAAUCAACUGGAUGCCAGAUUGCCGUCGUGCCUGUGAAUACUACCCUGAUUUUUAUAAUGAUAUUUUUUCCGUUUUGUUUUUGGAUAGAGAGGUUGGCUCUUGCACCAAAAUACUCUAA